Messenger RNA from Encephalitozoon hellem ATCC 50504, 804 nucleotides. RefSeq lists its product as uncharacterized. NCBI's taxonomy places the organism in Eukaryota, Fungi, Microsporidia, Unikaryonidae. Bases 1 to 804 code for a protein of 267 amino acids. The record is from RefSeq and is a predicted model, not a curated record. The transcript has a single exon.
AUGGAAGGUAAGCUCUUUGCAGAUGCUCCAGACAUUCCCCUCAAGCUAAUACAGGGAGUUGUGGACUGUAAGGAGUUUGUGGUAUAUGACGGAAACGUGUUUUGCUUGACAGGCAGAAACACAUUGAUUGCCCUAUCCUCGGGAGAGGAAUACAAGUUUUAUGGGGACGUACUGAAGAUGGGGGUCCAUGGACAUUACAUAUAUCUUGUGUUUAGGACUUCGAAGAUCAUUGUUUUCGAUGUAAUUCGUCGAGAAGUUGUGAUCAACUUCCAAGGGAUAGAAGGGUGCAUCAAGAAGGCGGUGGUCAACAGCUCAGGGAUGCAUUUUCUAAGUUCUGAUGGUUGUCUUUAUAGAUCGACUUUUGAAGAUGUAAGGUAUAUGAAGGAUUCUGCUAUGCAUGCAGUAGGAGGCAGAAAUCCGACGAUACAGAACUUCUGGGUUCAUGGAGAUUCUGUCUUUUACACCACCUGUUAUGGCCAUGUUUACAAGGAUUCAGAGAUGGUGCUAAAGGUUUUCGACACAGUGAAGCUGAUAGUCCCGAACAGAGAGUAUUUGUAUGUAGUGACUGAAGGGAACAUGCUUCUGAAGUAUGAUGCUAUAAAGUGGAGAGUUCUCUUCAGAGAGAAUAUUGAGGGCUUGAAUGUCAUUGGUAAUGGAGUUAUAGGCUGGAAUGGAAUUGCAAUAGAUCUUCUCAAGGAGGUCCGUAUGAGGGUUCCAAAGGAUACAAGAUGGAUCGAGCGCUAUGGAAAGACCAUGUACAUCUCGACUCUAGCUGGGAUUUUUUCAGGGAGCCUUAGCGAUUAA